AUGAUGGGCGGCGGACGACCCAGUCCGGACGCCGAGAGAUUCGACGUCUAUUCCAUCGGCUACCCGAAUGUCAGACCAUCUGAAAAGAUCAUCGGGCCGGCGGAUGUCCCGCGGUCGGCCGAACCGGCCACCAAAGAUCCGGCCUACAAAAGAUAUGCGCGGAAGCUAUGCGGUGGGGGUGACGACGGCGGCCGUGGUGGACGUAGACCAACCGUUGGCCAAGUAUCUCCGCCCGCCGCCACCGGUGGCCGUGCGUCAAAGUGCUGGGCGGCGGUGUGGAAAAGGCGGCCGCGGCCGUGCGGCCAGUGUUGUGGCCGAAAACGAUCGGCCUCCGUGAUGGCCUCCACUGCAGAGGCUGCGUCCGGCGGCCGACGACGUCUGAAAUGGUGGCGGCGGUGCAGCAAUAAGUUGUGCUGUUGCAGCGGCAAGCGGACCGUGACGAACAAGAAGAAACUCGCUACGGUAGCGUCGUCAUCCGACCAUUCGGUCGGUGCGCUCGGAAUCGCUCCGCCGACCAUGGCCGCCGACACGUUUUGCGGCAAGUUGAAAAGGCGGUCGCGUCGAUGCUGCUGCUGCUGCGGUUGGUGUUGCGGCUGGUGUGCCGUUCCCAAGUUCGUCAAGCGGAUCUGCUGCUGUUGCCGUGGCAAGUCUGCGACCUCGAAGAGCAAGUCAGCCGACUCGCAGAAGCGGUCCCUGUUCAAGUGUACCGGUUGCUGCACGAAUAUACCUAAAUUGGAUGCAGUUUUCGUUGAUCAUUCGUCCGUUAUGAAAGGUGCUAUACCAGUACUACCAGUAACACUGGCAUGGUUGUGUUUAGUGUUCAACGUCAUUAUUCCGGGAGCAGGCACGUUCUCCAGCGGGAUGAUGUGCCUGUGCAUCGGCAAGCCAAGAUUCACGGUCAACGACACCUUCCAGUCCAGGGUAGGCGCGUUCUGCGUGAACUUCGUCGUGGCCGCUGCUCAGCUGUUCACGGUGCUUUUCUGUUUAGUCGGUUGGGGAUGGAGCAUAUGGUGGGGUGUGAUAAUGCUCAAGAUGGCUAAGAAAUAUCAGAAAGUCAAAAUAAUUGAUCAACCCGUCGAAGCGCCCGUUGCCGUCGACCACAACCACCAGAUCUGA
This is a messenger RNA of Macrosiphum euphorbiae (potato aphid), 1116 nucleotides long. NCBI's taxonomy places the organism in Eukaryota, Metazoa, Arthropoda, Insecta, Hemiptera, Aphididae. The record is from the annotation of a GenBank genome assembly.